Molecule: messenger RNA, 1901 nt
Organism: Colletotrichum acutatum
Lineage: Eukaryota; Fungi; Ascomycota; Sordariomycetes; Glomerellales; Glomerellaceae
Exons: 2
Coding region: 120-1706 (528 amino acids)
Biological process (GO): mRNA splicing, via spliceosome
Cellular component (GO): nucleus
Source: RefSeq, a predicted model, not a curated record
AAUCAGAGUUCUUCAAUUGCUCAGAGAGCACUGACAGCUCCCGUCGACGACGUCUAACAAACUAGCCCAGGUUGCAGCCGCCGACCUCUCUGUCGCCAAUUUUGCGAGAUAGAGCGAUCAUGAAUAACCAACAAUUUCGCAAGCUUUUGGGUGCUGACUCCGUGAAGGCUGCGUCGCCGAGCAAUGCUUCGACCAAAGGCGCCGCAACCCCAGGCGGCGGCGCGUUGGGAUCCCGACAGCGAUCUAGCAUUCCCAUGACUCCACGCUCCGUGGGAGUUGGUCAUAGCCGGAAUGAGUUUGCGCGACAGCUUGCCGAGAGGAACCAGGCAGGGCAACCCCAGAAGAAAUUUCGCACAUCGGCCCCGAAGGGAUCCAGACUUGCAGAGGGCUAUGUCGAUCGAGCACGAGACCGAACCGAUGACGAGGAGGAUGACCGCGCCAAAAGAAUAAAGGCGCUAGAGGAGGCCCUGAAGAACGAGGAGAUUGACCAAGCGACGUUUGAGAAGCUCAGCAGCCAAAUUGCAGGAGGAGACCUUUCGAGCACGCAUCUGAUCAAGGGACUGGACUUUAAGCUUCUGGAAAGAAUACGAAAGGGCGAAGAUGUUUAUGGAGACAAGAAAGACAACGAAGAGGAAGCCGAAGCACCCCCGGAAGAGGAAGUUGACGAUGCGUUUGAUGAGCUGGAGUCAACAGAAGUGCAGGCUGUCGAAAAAGAAAAGGUGAAGAAGAAGGGCCAACUUGCACCUGUGGCCCUUGCACCUGGGAAGAAGAGAACUCGCGACCAGAUCCUGGCCGAAAUGAAGGCUGCGAGAGAGGCUGCCAAGGCUCAGCAAGAGGCCGCCCUGAACAGCAAGUUCAAGAAGAUCGGUGCUAAGCAACAGGCCGGAAGCCGCAUUGAACGGGACAGCAAGGGACGCGAAGUGUUGAUUAUUAUCGAUGAAGAUGGUCACGAGAAGAGGAAAGUUCGCAAAUUGCAGCCAGGGGCCGAGGAGGAGAUGCGCAAAGAGUUUAUCCCAGACAAGGAUGCGAAGCCGUUGGGUAUGGAGGUACCCGAAUUUUACCAAAAACAACAGGAAGAAGUUGAAGAAGACGACAACGACGACAUCUUUGCCGACGCAGGAGACGAUUAUGACCCGCUAGCUGGCAUGGAUGACAGCUCUGACGAGGAUAGCGAGGGCGAGGUCAAGGACAACGAAAAGGAGACCAAGAAUGAGAGCAGCGCCGACAAAAUCGCGAUGCCGCCACCGCCGCGGCCAGCACAAGCGCGCAACUACUUCAAGGACUCCAAGACAGACCUUAUAUCUUCGCAGACUCUACAAGGACCCUCGAUGUCUGACCCGGCGAUACAGGCUGCUUUCAAGAGGGCCGCACAGCUCAAGGCGGCAAACAAAGAUCCGGAGGGAGAAGCGGAGGACGACGACGAGGAAGCCAAGGCUCGUCGGGAGCGCCACAAGAGAAUGCUGCAGAGCGUCGACCGAGAUGCCGAAGAUAUGGACAUGGGCUUCGGCACCAGCAGGUUCGAAGACGAGGCAGACUUUGACGAUGCGCCGGUCAAGCUCUCGGGAUGGGGCAACGAUGGAGACGAUGAUGACGGCCAAAGCGGCAAGAGCAAGAGGAAGAGAGGCCCUAAGAAGAGGAAGGGCGACGCCAACAAUGCGGCCGAUGUGCUGAGAGUAAUGGAGCAGCGAAAGGCAGCGGGCAAAUAAGUCAAUAAUGGCUGUCUUUGAUCAGCUUGUCCUAGAGCUGUUGCUUGCAGUCUGCCGGCUUGUUGAUUGGAGUGUCUUGUCCUGCACGAACGCAUAUAGCCGUCGUUUUUACCAAAAUCAAAAUGAUACCCUUCAUGCGCCCAAACUAGAGCGCAUCUACCACACAAAAUGUUACGGUUUACUGCCCAGCGUGUG